AUGUGUCUGUCUGCCUGCCUUUUCGUAUCUAUCUACGUAUCUAUGUUAGUCUUUUCAUAUCUAUGUGUUUAUCUCAAUUUUUUCACAUAUCUAUCUAUCUAUCUAUCUAUCUAUCUAUCUAUGUCCGUCUCCUCAUAUUCAUCUAUCUAUCUAUCUAUCUAUCUAUCUAUCUAUCUAUCUAUCUAUGUCCGUCUAUUCAAAUCUAUCUAUCUAUCUAUCUAUCUAUCUAUCUAUCUAUCUAUCUAUCUAUGUUUUCCAUAUCUAUCAAUCUGUCUAUCUAUGUUUUUUCAUAUCUAUCUAUCUAUCUAUUCAUCUAUCCAUCAUCUAUCUAUCUAUCUAUUCAUCUAUCUAUCUAUCUCAGUCUUUCCAAUAUCUAUCUAUCUAUCUAUCUAUCUAUCUAUCUAUCUAUCUAUCUAUCUAUCUAUCUAUCUAUCUCAAUUUUUUCUAUCUAUCUAUCUAUCUAUCUAUCUAUCUAUCUAUCUAUCUAUGUUAAUUUUUUCAUCUCUAUGUAUGUCCGUCUAUUCAUAUCUAUUUAUCGAUCGAUCUAUGUGUUUUUCAUAUCUAUCUAUCUAUCUAUCUAUCUAUCUAUCUAUCUAUCUAUCUAUCUACGUUUUUCAUAUCCACCAAUCAAUCUAUCUAUGUUUUUUCAUAUCUAUCUAUAUCAGUCUUUCCAAUAUCUACAUCUAUCUAUCUAUCUAUCUAUCUAUCUAUCUAUCUAUCUAUCUAUCUAAAUUUUUUCAUCUCUAUGUAUGUCCGUCUAUUCAUAUCUAUUUAUCGAUCGAUCUAUAUGUUUUUCCUAUCUAUCUAUCUAUCUAUCUAUCUAUCUAUCUAUCUAUGUCCGUCUAUUCAUAUCUAUCUAUCGAUCGAUCUAUGUGUUUUUUAUAUCUAUCUAUCUAUCUAUCUAUCUAUCUAUCUAUCUAUCUAUCUGUGUGA
Acanthosepion pharaonis is the source of this 933-nucleotide messenger RNA. The record is from the annotation of a GenBank genome assembly. Lineage: Eukaryota; Metazoa; Mollusca; Cephalopoda; Sepiida; Sepiidae.